Messenger RNA from Kuraishia capsulata CBS 1993, 2298 nucleotides. RefSeq lists its product as uncharacterized. Gene Ontology annotation, molecular function: 5'-3' DNA exonuclease activity; 5'-flap endonuclease activity. Gene Ontology annotation, cellular component: nucleus. The record is from RefSeq and is a predicted model, not a curated record. The transcript is spliced from 2 exons. NCBI's taxonomy places the organism in Eukaryota, Fungi, Ascomycota, Pichiomycetes, Pichiales, Pichiaceae. Gene Ontology annotation, biological process: DNA double-strand break processing; mismatch repair; DNA recombination. The coding region runs from base 1 to 2298 and encodes 765 amino acids.
AUGCCCAUUAAAACUCUCGAGUCCUACUUGUUUGACAACUAUGCGUUGACGAGCUACCAGGUGGAGAUCUUGAGAUACUCCAAGCUGGGAAUAGACGUGGACCAUUACUUGUCGCGUCUGAUUUCUGGAAAGAGAGAGACAGCUUUGGAGGGUCUGGGUGGAUUUCCGGUUACUCUCAUCCAGCUAAUUGAACAGGACCUCAAUGCUCUCAAGGAGCUGGAGGUGACUCCUAUCUUCGUUUUUUCUGGGCUUGAAACCACCCUUCAAUACCAGGCGCUACAGAACCCAGACAUGCUGCCAAAUGAGAGAUAUCACCGCAGAGUUUGGGACAGAAUUGCCAAAGAUCCACAGCACCAGGAGUCCUUCAGAGAGCCAAACUCUCCUGCUAACCUAAGACCGUUGAUGCACCAACUGUUUCAAUAUUUCACCGAGAACGACAUCGAAUUCCUCAUUGCUCCAUACUCCUCAUGGAUGCAAUUGGCCUACAUGCGCUCACAAGACGUGAUUGAUGCUGUUUUUGGCCCGACAGACCUGUUACUGGUGGAAACGCUAGAGAACUUCAUCUUCAACCUGGAUCUCCAGUCCAACAAGGAAUUCAAGGCUUUAGACAGAAGCCAUGUUUUCGGCAGAUUGAGCUUAACGGAAAAGCAGUUUAGGGAUAUUGCAGUCACUGUUGGUUUUGACUUACAGCCGGAAACUUUGACAAUAUUCCCUCCUCAGAUCCCAGGUUCGCUAGCUCCGGUGCCUAACUUCAGGUCCCUACACGAGUAUAUAACUAACGGAGGUUCCAUAUACAAUACCCUUCUUUCCCUGCCGCAGAGUGGGUUUUUGGAAAAGUUCCAGAAGGGCUGUGCUUCUGUGGAGUAUGCACCAGUGAUGAAGACCAGUGGAGCGGUCGAGCCUUUUGCCGAGGAGAAGGUCUCGACAGAGGCUGCGGAUUCCGAAGAAAAGCCUAACGGCCAUGCCAAAAAAGAAUCAUCAGAGAUUUCCCCCAAAUCAGUUUCCCGCUUGCGGCCAAACAUUCCUAAUGACUUGCACGAGUUUGUGGGCCAGAGACUAGCUGACGAGAUCUACUUCUACCAGUCUGUGGGCAUCACUAGUUUCUCUCUGUACGAGGCUAUCAUAUACGGUUCAAUAAUCGAGAGACUUCCUUUGGAUGGAGUCGCAACCCCAACGUACACCAAGCUGGUAACGGACAGACAGAGAAUUGAGCUAAAGAACCAGUCGUUGAACUUGAUCACCGGGAUGAUGAACCGUUACUACCAGGUCAAAAAGCUCAAAUUGAGCACCUACUUUCAAGGUGAGAAAUCGUAUGAUCUUAUACACAGAAUACAGCCACCUGUUUUUGUCAAAAUCGGAUCGCUGUUUGUCCAGGAUGCCUCUCUGGCUGGCCAGGGAUCGGUUUUGCAGAGGCUCUUCACUAACUUGUCUGCAGAUUUUCUGUUGAAGGCAACAGACACCAGUAAGGGAAAGCAACAGCAUAUCACUUCUGAUUCAGAGCUUGUGGCUAGCUCACUGUUGAGAGCACUAUCCCUACAGGGCUUUGUUUCCCCAUCUGCCCCAUUCAAGCUGACUCCAUGGGGCGAGCUGUUGCCGAAGGUCGGUGCCUCGAAGUUUGCAGAACAACUGUUCCUGAUUGUCUCAUACUUCAAAACUUUCCAGCAGACAAUUCAACCUUCUGACCUGAUCUUGCCCAACGAAUUGGGCCAAAUUCCAGACUCUCCCACCAAGAAUGCUGCCAUCAUCAUCAGCAAGCUGUGUUCACUCAUUCCUGUGACAGAUCUGAGAAGCUACAACACCCGCCAUUUGUCGCGGUCGAUUCUCCAGACACGCUCUCUGUUUGACAUCAUCAACAAUGAUGCCUCAGAGGCGGUCAAUGUGAACGUGCUUUCCAUUCUCAUUAGCAAUGUGGACGACACUAGAAAGUUUGAGAGGACAAAUAGCGAAUGGAGAAAGCUUGCGGCAUCCCUUCCAUUUUCCAACUCCAUACCCAAUGUUAUCAUGGGCCUAAUGCUGCAAUUCUUCUUCUCAACCUACUUGAGGAAUAGAGACGCAGAGAUAACACCCACCUCGGCCAUUUCCAAGGCCAAAAACCUGCUGAAUGAUACUUUCAGAAGUAUUGGAACAGAUCCUGCUUCGAGCAUAGUGAGUGGUUUAACGUUCUUCAAGGAAGUGCUGAUUGUUCUUAACGACAUGGCAGGCAAGAAGUUGAUCGCCAAAGCUUCCGAGUUCCUGCCCGUAUUCGAAGAAGCAGAGAAUCUUUGCAAUGAAAUAUUAGAUAUGCUGUCAUCGCCUUGA